This is a messenger RNA of Trichoderma harzianum CBS 226.95, 783 nucleotides long. RefSeq lists its product as hypothetical. The record is from RefSeq and is a predicted model, not a curated record. Lineage: Eukaryota; Fungi; Ascomycota; Sordariomycetes; Hypocreales; Hypocreaceae. The transcript has a single exon. The annotation marks the transcript as partial.
AUGACAGAACAUGAGCUUCACCCUAUUUCCAUUCGAUUAGGCGACCCAAGAAUCACCAAAUGGAACCUAGGCGAUGAGCACGGCCAGGAAGUUCGAUUCUUUGGUUGGCAUGCAAUUAAGACGUCACAGAGCUCUAGUCCGGUUCCUUUCAGUGUUACGUCGGCACAUACAGACAGCUCUCUUUUAUCUCUGUGUGUCCAGGAGGUGUUUGGAUCAUUCAUCACGAGCAUUCUCAAAAUUACGGAUGAUAUCGGUGAUAUCAACAUCCAAGAAACUCCGCAUUUCCGCUUGGAGAAUAGCUUGGUGACUGAGAUAGUAAAGGUAUUCGCCGAAACGCGGUUAGGCUCGAACGAAGAUGCACUAUUGUGUAUCUUGCCUACGAUGGUACCUCGGCUGAGGCUCUCUUUCCUUGAAAACGCCGUAGUAGCAGCAAAGAGAAUGGCAAAUCAGCAUCGAAGGGCCGGCGAGUGGACGCAGGCAGAGACGGUGCUACGAUGGGCAUGGGAAGUUUGCAAGGAGUCUCAACCUCGCACAAGAAAGGAUGACUGCCAAAUAGACCAGCCGGUUCACGUAGACGAUCCCGUCCAACAAGCAGCAAUUGCAUUAGGCGAGCUAUACCGGUGGGCAAUUUGUGAUAACAAGACGAAAGACUUCGGUCUGCAUGGUAUCGCAUGGCUCUCAGAUCAGAAACACAGGCACCAAGUACCAAGCCCCUCAACCCUUGACGAAAUUAUUGAUCGUUACAUUUAUGUUGCAGAAAAAGUUGUCCAGAAGGGAGAUAAC